AAUCAAAAUAAAAAAAUCGCGGGAAACUUUGGACUCAUUGGCGAUGGGUUCUCGUAGCUUAUCACAGGAAUAUGAUUUCCCCGAUGAAGAUGACUCUCCAGUUAGAUCAUAUAGGGCAAUCACAAAACGUAUCAAAGAUGAUAAGUUGCAAACAAACCAGCCGGAUUUUGUUAGUGAAACGAACUCAUUGUUUCCCUCUACCACACAAGAAGUGCCAUUAUCAAACAUGACAUCACAAGAUGCAAAGUCAGUUUCUGGUGACAAGCUCAAUCCAUCAACUGCGAGUCAAAGAACAGUCGCUUUUAUGCAUUGCAGUAGAUUGAUAGAACUUUGUGAUAAAAUGUUGAAAAUACCUCGACGUGCCAGCAUGGUAUCGAGCUUGAUUGAGGCAUACAGGUUACCAAGCCUUCUUAGAACAGUACAACCAACCCCGGCCAGUUUUGAAGACCUCUGCAAAUUUCACCAGGAGGACUACUUGGAGUUUCUUCAGAAAAUCAGUCAACAAGAAGACAUUGAAAAAUAUGAUGAAGAAGCCCAGCUCUACGGGUUAAGUUAUGACUGCCCUGCCCAUCCUGGUGUCUAUGACUACGCCUCUCUGGUUACCGGGGCAACCAUACAGGCAGCAGAGUGUCUCAUGAACAAGACUGCUGACAUAGCUAUCAACUGGUUUGGAGGGUGGCAUCAUGGAAAGAAAGACAGUGCAUCUGGGUUCUGCUAUACCAAUGAUGUGGUUUUGGGAAUACUGAAACUGCGUGAGAAAUUCAACAGAGUCCUAUAUAUUGACCUCGAUGUUCACCAUGGUGAUGGUGUGGAGGAUGCGUUCUGUUCCUCCAACAAAGUGUUGACGGUCUCCGUACAUAAACAUGCUGUUGGAUUCUUCCCAGGUACUGGCAGUGUUUCAGAUGUGGGGAUGGGCAAGGGGAAGUACUACAGCGUGAACAUUCCACUACAAGACGGCAUCAAGGAUGCAGAGUUCUCUGCCCUGGUAUGCAGAGUGCUGCUGAAAGUUCGGGACCGGUUCAAUCCUGAAGCCGUUGUCUGUCAGUGUGGGGCCGAUGGACUGACUGGAGACCCCAAUGGGGCCUUCAACUUGACGCCCAACGCCCUGGGAAAGUGUGUCUACACUCUGCUGUCAUGGAAACGGCCACUGCUGCUUCUGGGGGGAGGAGGCUACAAUCAUGCCAACACUGCCAGGUGUUGGGCCUAUCUGACAGCUGUGGUCUUGGGAAGGAAACUACCUGAUGACAUACCUGAGCAUAAGUACCUUAUGGAGUAUGGUCCGGACUAUACACUCACGGUUACCCCAGGCAACCAAGGGGACCACAACACACAGGAGAGUGUGCAGGCACUGUACUCACAGAUUCUGUACAAUCUGAGCCAAAUAUCUUGAGACCUACAAAUCAGUUCACUUUGGAUUUGAAUUGCUAAUGAGUUGUUAUUUAAAGGCGAAUCAUGCGAUAUUCAAGACAUUCAGACAUUUCAAUAGAUGUUUAUAAGCGGUAGACCUUUUUUGUCAUGUUUAAUUUGAUCUUAUGUUUGGUAUGAGUUAACAUUUCGUAACACAUGAGCUGAAUCUGUUUCUGAGAUGGGAUUGUCUUGUGCAUCGGUGAUGUAAAGCAAUACAGAAUUUAUGUUAUUGAUUUGUAUAACUAGAAUUUCAAUAUUUGUUAUUAUGAAGUUUGUUGUUUCAAUAUUGGUUUUGUUAAAAUAUAUUAAAUGCUCAAGGUGUUUGUAUCUAACAUGUUUCUUUUCAAGUAUAUUUUACACCCUAACCCUUCAUAUUUAAAGGUUAUAAGAAAAUGGUAACAACUAUGUUCACAUAUUGCCAUAGGAGAGGACUGUGAAGGCUGUGUUUAUCCCAUGAUAUUUGUUAUAAAUAAAUAAUUGUUUGUUUUAGAUUAAUUUUUAAAAUAUAUUGCUAGAGUUAUGACCUGUAUUUGAAAUUCUGAAGUUGUAAAAUCCAUGUUUUGUCAUUUUGAUUGUCUUAACAUAAUGAAAAGAAAUAUUGUGUAUGAAACUUAUUUUUUAUUGUAAGCAUAAUUUAUCAAAUGUUAUAAUACAUAUAUUUAUUUUUAUAUCAGUGUAAUCAAUUUUCAUCAUAAGCAUGUUUUUAUGUCCCCCACUAUAGUAGUGGGGGACAUAUUGUUUUUGCCCUGUCUGUUGGUUGGUCUGUUGGUCGGUUGGUUUGCGCCAACUUUAACAUUUUGCAAUAACUUUUGCUAUAUUGAAUAUAGCAACUUGAUAUUUGGCAUGCAUGUGUAUCUCAUGGAGCUGCACAUUUUGAAUGGUGAAAGGUCAAGGUCAUUCUCAAGGUCAGAGGUCAAUUAUAUGUGGCCAAAAUCGCUCAUUUUAUGAAUACUUUUGCAAUAUUGAAGAUAGCAACUUAAUAUUUGGCAUGCAUGUGUAUCUCAUGGAGCUGCACAUUUUGAGUGGUGAAAGGUCAAGGUCAUCCUUCAAGGUCAGAGGUCAAAUAUAUGUGGCCCAAAUCGCUUAUUUUAUAAAUACUUUUGCAAUAUUAAAGAUAGCAACUUGAUAUUUGGCAUGCAUGUGUAUCUCAUGGAGCUGCACAUUUUGAGUGGUGAAAGGUCAAGGUCAAGGUCAUCCUUCAAGGUCAGAGGUCAAAUAUAUGUGGCCCAAAUGGCUUAUUUUAUGAAUACUUUUGCAAUAUUGAAGAUAGCAACUUGAUAUUUGGCAUGCAUGUGUAUCUCAUGGAGCUGCACAUUUUGAGUGGUGAAAGGUCAAGGUCAUCCUUCUAGGUCAAAUAUAUGGGUCAAAAUUGCUCAUGUAAUGUAACUUCUGCAAUAUUGAAGCUAGCAAUUUUAUAUUUGACAUGCAUGUGUAUCUCAUGGAGCUGCACAUUUUGAGUGGUGAAGGGUCAAGGUCAUCCUUCAAGGUCAAACGUCAUAUAGGGGGACAUUGUGUUUCACAAACACAUCUUGUUUUAUAUUAGGACACAUUUAUUUUUAGCAAAUAUGUCAUCUUAUAAUACAAAUCAGACUAAUUUGUUUAAAAAAUGGUUUGUAUUAAUUGUAAGAAAACAUUUGAAUUAAAGCACAUUUGUAUGCUUUGUUAAAUGUACAACUAAAAUGCAUUACAUUCAUUUUGACUUCAAAUAUAGCUCACAAUGUGGUCUUUGGCCUUUGAGUUUGAUUUUUAUGCAUUUGUCAAUGUAUGCAUCUUUCAAAACAUGAAUAGUAUGAGUGAUAUUUUACUGAAUAAAAAUUCCACUUACGAAUAAUAGGCACAAGCAUA
Molecule: messenger RNA, 3252 nt
Organism: Dreissena polymorpha
Lineage: Eukaryota; Metazoa; Mollusca; Bivalvia; Myida; Dreissenidae
Product: histone deacetylase 8-like
Exons: 11
Coding region: 44-1390 (448 amino acids)
Molecular function (GO): histone deacetylase activity
Source: RefSeq, a predicted model, not a curated record